GUACUACGCGAGUCAGUCGACGAUCUGCCGGCCGAGAGCGCGGAUGCGUCGGAGGAGAUUCUAAUCGUCGUACGUACAGUGGCCCGCAGAGAUUACGUUCGCCCUUUUUACACUACCCUUUGGUACUCCGGAGAGCACAACCGAGAGCAAUAAUAAUACUGAUCAUCGUCAUUAUCAUUCGUCAGCGAUUUCAUCGUUAAUCAAAUAUCGCGUUAAUCAUCGUCGUUUGUCCGUACUCGUUUGCGUGGUUAUCCUCGCCGUGCUAAACGUUGUAUCGAUAAUUCUCAUCGUUGUUGUUACCUAUUGCGAGAGAGAAAGAGAAAGAAAGAAAGAAAGAGGGAGAGGUAAAGGCGCCACCCCUAAAUGGGAAAAGUCAACCCCUUUGCGAAGGUUGGCAAUUUCUGGUAGGAAGUAAAAAGUAAUAGGUGUGCGUGCGUGUCUGUCAGCGCCACAGCAGCAGCAGCAGCAGCAGUAGCAGCAGCAGUAGCAGCAGCAACAGCAGCAGCAGCAGCAGCAGGUUCCCCUCUAUCGAUCGAAUUUGACCUGCAAAGUUUCCCCUAGCGUCGACGGCCUCGCCGUCGUCGUCGUCGCCGUCGUCGCCGUCGCCGACGCGCCGUCGUCGUCGUCGUCGUCGUCGUUGCCAACGUUGCCAUAGUCGGUCGCGUGUGUGCGGUUAGUGUGACACAGAGCAGUGCUGGCUAUCGAACGCUUGGAUCCACCGGCAACACGCACGUACGCACGCACACACACCUACCUAUAUAGAGGAUUAACGCGUUCGGCAUGGCUGCCCCAGCCGCCUGCACGCGGUUUAGUGACAACUAUGAUCUCAAGGAGGAACUUGGCAAAGGCGCCUUUUCCGUGGUACGCCGAUGCGUUCAAAAGAGUUCCGGCCAGGAGUUUGCGGCGAAAAUCAUAAAUACGAAGAAACUCUCUGCCAGAGAUUUCCAGAAACUUGAACGCGAGGCACGAAUAUGUAGGAAAUUGCAGCAUCCAAAUAUCGUGAGACUGCACGAUAGCAUACAAGAGGAAAACUAUCAUUAUCUUGUCUUCGACUUAGUCACCGGCGGUGAGCUUUUCGAGGACAUCGUUGCGCGAGAAUUUUACAGCGAGGCGGAUGCUUCCCAUUGCAUCCAACAAAUCUUGGAAAGCGUCCACCACUGCCACCAUAACGGAGUUGUGCACAGGGACUUGAAACCAGAAAAUUUACUUCUCGCAAGUAAAGCAAAAGGUGCGGCUGUUAAAUUAGCAGAUUUUGGAUUGGCGAUCGAGGUGUCUGGUGAAUCGCAAGCAUGGUAUGGUUUCGCUGGAACGCCCGGCUACCUCAGUCCAGAGGUUUUGAAGAAAGAACCUUACGGGAAACCUGUCGACAUUUGGGCAUGCGGAGUUAUUCUUUACAUCCUUCUCGUUGGUUACCCACCAUUUUGGGACGACGAUCAGCAUCGAUUGUACGCCCAAAUAAAAGCUGGCUCUUACGAUUAUCCAAGCCCAGAAUGGGACACCGUAACGCCAGAAGCAAAGAAUCUUAUCAAUCAGAUGUUAACGGUGAAUCCAAGCAAAAGGAUCACCGCAAACGAGGCAUUGAAGCAUCCAUGGAUCUGCCAACGUGAGCGUGUUGCAUCGGUUGUGCACAGGCAAGAGACUGUGGAUUGCUUGAAGAAAUUCAAUGCAAGACGCAAAUUAAAGGGCGCUAUUUUGACGACGAUGUUGGCGACACGGAACUUUUCCAGUAAGUAUGAUCCACAGGGUCGAAGUAUCAUCACAAAGAAGGGCGAUGGUUCUCAGGUGAAGGAAUCCACCGACAGCAGCACAACGAUCGAGGAUGACGAUGUCAAAGCACUGAUACAGUGGAUCGAGAAUGCGAACCAGGAUAAGAAGGGCGGCGUCGACCGGAGCAGCACGGUCAUUGCCAAAGAACCCGAAGGAUCGAGUUCCAGCGGUGGUGUAACACCGAGCAAUCCAGGAGGAGCACUUUUCUCCUUGAUAGAUAGCGUCAGCAAACAACCUACUACCAAUCAGGGCCAAGCGCAAACGGCACAAAUUGUAAAUCAGAGUCAACCGACAACGGGUCAUGCUCAAGUGCAGCCCACGGCCAGUCCGCUUGGAUUAGCCGCUGUACUCCUUCAAGGAGCGCAAGCUGGCAGCACAGGAAGCGUGGGCAGUGGUUCGAGCAGUUCGAGCAACAACAGCCAAAACAGUCAAACAGGGGCGUCGCCCUCCUCAGCGGCCACGGUUUACCUCAGCAACCCCAGCAACGUGCCGCCGCCCUCGCGACGCCACGACUCUUCGGCCACCGAACGAGAAGUUCGGCGUGCGGCAGUCUUUGAUAACCCAGCUCAUCCUUCAACCAAUUGCAACGGCGAACGCGACGACGACAUAAGAAUCGUGUGUCCUAUCAAGACCUGCAGCCAGCUUUCGACGAACUCCCAGUGCUCAGCACGUCGUCAAGAGAUCAUCAAAAUGACGGAACAAUUGAUCGAGAGUAUCAGUACCGGUGACUUCGAGGCUUACACGAAAAUCUGCGAUCCACACUUGACCGCAUUUGAGCCAGAGGCUCUAGGUAAUUUAGUCGAGGGAAUGGAUUUCCACAAAUUUUACUUUGAUAAUGCGGUCCUCGGCAAAAACUGCAAGGCCGUCAACACGACGAUCCUGAAUCCACACGUGCACUUGCUCGGCGAGGAUGCUGCGUGUAUUGCCUACGUCAGGCUCACACAAUAUAUGGACAAGCAAGGUGUAGCACACACACACCAAAGCGAAGAGAGCCGUGUCUGGCACAAGAGGGAUAACAAGUGGCAAAACGUGCAUUUCCAUCGGAGCGCAGUCACGGGGCCAACGUCCUUCUCAUUCAGUCACAAAUAAACCUGAAUAUUACGUUAGCUCCGUACUACUCCGGAGAUGUUGCUCUUCGUCAAAAAUAUCAACACA
Molecule: messenger RNA, 2922 nt
Organism: Polistes dominula (European paper wasp)
Lineage: Eukaryota; Metazoa; Arthropoda; Insecta; Hymenoptera; Vespidae
Gene: CaMKII
Product: Calcium/calmodulin-dependent protein kinase II
Biological process (GO): protein phosphorylation
Molecular function (GO): calmodulin binding; ATP binding; calcium/calmodulin-dependent protein kinase activity
Source: RefSeq, a predicted model, not a curated record